GGUCUCUGUUCCACCACAAUCCGAUCGAAAGUGCAACAUGGCCGGACUGCAGUCGUUCCUGUGCCCGAUCUCGUGCGAGAUCAUGCGCGACCCCGUGAUCGCGCGCGAUGGCCACUCGUACGAGCGGGCGCAGAUCACGCGCUGGUUCCAGUCGCACCGGCGGAGUCCCGUGACCAACGAAGAGCUGCCGUCCACGGAGCUUAUGCCCAACUACUCGCUCAAGCAAGCGAUCCUCGAGCACGAAGCCGCCACCGCGCCAUGCAGGACGACCAUUGCGACGCAGCAGCCAUCGGCGCCACCGCUCGAUGCGCCGCGUCGUCGGUCGCCGACGAGCCAGCAGCCGACCCGCAUCACCUUUGUGUGCCGCCUCCGGUCGCCCGUCGACAUUCUCUGGGUCGAUGAAGACGGCGUCGACGUCCCGUACAGCCACGUCGCACCCGAUAUGCUCUACACGCAAGACACGUACGCAGGCCACGUGUGGAAGAUCACGCAUGCCGGCGCGCUCCUCGACUACUACGAGGCGCCAUCGUGGCCAAGUGUCGUCGAGAUCCUCGACGUGCGGUCGCUGCGCGUGUCCUCCGAUACUACAGUGCCGACGCCGAUCGUUGUCGAGUUUCUCAAUGCGACCGCAGUUGCGAUCGCUCUCGUGUGGCAGACCUCCAACGACACGGAUGUCCCGUACAUGACCUUGGCGCCGGGCCAGUCGUACGAGCAAAUCACAUAUGCGCACCACAUGUGGAAGGCGCUUGACGUGCGGUCCAAUGCGCUGCUCGUGCGGCUUUGCACCACGACGCAAAGCGAGCACGUGACGAUCCGCGGCACCAGAAGCCUUGUCCGUCGCCCCAUCUGACACGGCCUGUUUGGAAAUUUUACUGAUGAAAAAUCAAACGUGUCGUCGUUUCCACCAGAAUAUUGUCGUAUACAACAAGGG
Saprolegnia parasitica CBS 223.65 is the source of this 931-nucleotide messenger RNA. RefSeq lists its product as hypothetical. NCBI's taxonomy places the organism in Eukaryota, Oomycota, Saprolegniomycetes, Saprolegniales, Saprolegniaceae. Gene Ontology annotation, biological process: protein ubiquitination. Gene Ontology annotation, molecular function: ubiquitin-protein transferase activity. The record is from RefSeq and is a predicted model, not a curated record. The transcript has a single exon. The coding region runs from base 38 to 850 and encodes 270 amino acids.